AUGGGUGACUUGUUGUUUUGUCGCGCGCGCGAGCGAGGUGCGCCGGCGCCGGCGCCACUCUACUUCUAUGAUCACUGGCUGCGGCUGUUGGUCAAUCAAGCCGUCGCUGUUGUCGACGCCGUCGCCGCUGUUGCUGCUGCCGAGGCGUCGUCUCUCUCCCCAUCGUUUUUUGCCCCUAUUCCCAUUGAAAAAUCCAAAUUCAAAGCAACACUGCCGCGUCGACGUCGUCAAUCAAUGACGGAAAAUCAAAAGUCCGGUGGUAACAACAACACCGGCAACACCGGAACAUCAGCAACUGGUGGGCCUAAUCAGCAACAACAGGCCUCACCGGAUUCACCAAAUGCACACGAGAAGCCAAACCACCAACAUUAUCUGAAUGAGUUCCGAGUCGAAGCGUGUCCCUUCUUCAAGCAACAUCAAUGUCAGCAGCAUCGACCGUUUACGUGUUUCAAAUGGCAUUUUGCAAAUCAGAGACGCCGCAGGCCAGUUCGCAAACCUGAUGGCUCCUUCAACUAUUCGCCGGAUAUUUACUGCGACAAAUAUGACGAGAACACAGGAAUUUGUCCUGAUGGCGACGAAUGCAUUUAUCUUCAUCGAGUAUCGGGAGACGUUGAAAGAAAAUACCAUUUAAGAUACUACAAGACUGCUCAAUGUGUACACCCCACUGAUUCACGUGGACAAUGUGUUAAGAAUGGAGCUCAUUGUGCUUUUGCACAUACCACCACCGAUCUCCGUCAACCAAUGUACGAUCAACAUGAACAAGGAUUUUCCACUCAUAUCGAUGGAGAAGGACGUGAUAAAACCAGUUUCGUUAUCGAAGAUCCUCAGUGGCAUUCGCAAGAUCAUGUUCUAUCUUGCUACAAAACCGAACAAUGUCGCAAACCAGCAAGACUCUGCCGACAGGGUUACGCUUGUCCUUUCUAUCAUAAUUCAAAAGAUCGAAGACGCCCACCAGCGGUUUACAAGUAUAGAUCUACUCCUUGCCCUGCGGCAAAGACCAUCGAUGAAUGGUUAGAUCCUGAUAUUUGUGAAGCUGGCGACUCUUGUCAGUACUGUCACACUAGAACUGAACAACAAUUCCAUCCGGAAAUUUACAAGUCUACUAAAUGCAAUGAUAUGCUUGAACACGGAUAUUGUCCACGAGCUGUUUUCUGUGCUUUUGCUCAUCACGAUUCUGAGCUCCAUGCUCCGCGAAAUCCUUAUGUGAGCAGUACUCAAGCAAGUCCAAAGGAACAAUGUAGCCCAACGGCCAACUCAAAUGGAUUUAACGUCUCAACCGAACAGCUACGAUUUGAGUCUCCAAUCAACAACGGUAUUUCGCCAAGUUAUUCUGCUGUUCUUAAACAACGUCAACCCAUUUCCACAGGAAAAACUUACGCUUCCACUGAACUUAUUUCAAGCAGUUACCCAAAAGCUCCGGGGUUUGAACGCAGUCCAAUGUCUACUGGUAGCUAUGAUAUGAUGAGAAACGAUCAACGUCUUCGUACUCAUUCUCUAAACAUGGGACAUCUAGAUAUGCUCCGUAGAAAUAUGGUAUUAAAUGGUGGCUUGCAACCGAUCGAUGGUAGUGGAACAGUGGCAUCCCAUUCCUCUCUUUGCCGAUCGGAUAGUGGAUUUAAUGCUGUGACGGACACGUCGCUUGGAACAUUAGAUGAACUCAACCUCGAGCUACCACCCAUUGAAGAACAUGGAAAUCGCCAAUUCGGUAGCAUUUUCAGUGACAUGAGUGGUGGUACUAUGAGAUCGCAAGAUCCGUUCUCGACUCCGUCAUUCUUUGGACACGCAAACGAUCAAUUGAGUUCACCAACUCAUACCGAUAUUUUUAGCAGUGGAACGUUCGAUAACAGCAUGUAUACAUCAGAGGCUCCUAAUGGAGACUACGAUGAUUUCGCAAAACAACAACAACGUUAUGAUAUGCAGUCAAAGCAAGAUAAAAUGACCUAUUACGAAGAAACUCUUAAACAAUGCAAGCAAGUGUGUGACAUGUGGAAAAUGCGCGCCGAGCAAGCUGAAAUGGAAAAAAAUCGUGCUAUUUUGGAACGUGAGCAGGUGGUUCAACAACUAGAUGCUCUCCGCAUUCACAUUGCGACAUCCGGUGCUGGAUUUAUGCCGCAGGUCCAGCCUCUAUCAUCACCAUUGGCUAUCAACGCCAACAACACUGAUCAUAUUGUCGAAGGUGGAAUUCGUCCUUCGGCUUCUCUUCAGCACAGCCCGCCGUAUAACAUUUUUGGGAACGACUGCGAUGCAGCUGCUCCAGCUUGUGCUCGUUGCGGUCGUGAUCGCUCGCGUUCUGGAUCUGACAGCCAGAGUUCGUGUCCGGUAUGCUCCAACUAG
Messenger RNA from Caenorhabditis bovis, 2334 nucleotides. NCBI's taxonomy places the organism in Eukaryota, Metazoa, Nematoda, Chromadorea, Rhabditida, Rhabditidae. The record is from the annotation of a GenBank genome assembly.